This is a messenger RNA of Lineus longissimus, 2331 nucleotides long. RefSeq names its product putative sarcosine oxidase. Gene Ontology annotation, molecular function: sarcosine oxidase activity; flavin adenine dinucleotide binding. Bases 638 to 1915 code for a protein of 425 amino acids. NCBI's taxonomy places the organism in Eukaryota, Metazoa, Nemertea, Pilidiophora, Heteronemertea, Lineidae. The transcript has 7 exons. The record is from RefSeq and is a predicted model, not a curated record.
UUAUCACGACAAGCUGUCAUUCGCUUGAAUGCCUGACGUAUGUCGUGUAGGCCGAUGUAAGCUUGAAUUGAUAUUCCUGGCAAAAUUACCAUUUGGUCUACAGAUACAAGAGCAAAAUAUACAGUGUGAUGUACGAGUUUUAUGAAGGUGACAUGCAUACAUGUAUGUGAUACUGCAAGGAUCAUGCACGUAAAAACGAAUGAUACUGGUAUCGAUCAAUAGUGUGGAAUUGUGGGAUAUCCGAUGCUAAAAUGGCGCGAAGUUCGGCUUCUGUACACGUUCAGUGCAUUCUACUGUUCUUCGGUAUGAGCAAUCAGUUAUCACAGUGUAUGCUGGUAUAAAAUCCCAAAUCUGAACAAAGUGCGUAUACUACGUCCAACUAUCCAGCUCCGAUCUACCAAAUCGUGUAUUCAGAGCUGACUGUGGCAGAAGAGAAGUAAACUAAGAGUCACUUGAAGCAACAUGAAGUGAAAUAAAGCUGUUAAAGGCGAUCAGAUACACACCUGAUAUUCUCCUUGCAUUUUUGCUCUGUUGACGUACAUUCUUACCUCACAUGUCAGAGAAUGUUGGAUGAUCUCGUCAAAGGUCUCUUCGGUUAUCUGCUGUGCGAGUUUCAACCGAGCUCUGCUACCGACUAAUGACCUGCAGCAUUGGCGUCACUUUUAUUCAAGGACCAAUGAUGCAGCAGCCGAUCUAUGACGUCAUCAUUAUUGGUGCGGGCCUGUUCGGCUCCUCAGCAGCUCGCCAUGUUUCGAGACUCGCGGGGAAGAAGAGAAUUCUGUUGAUUGGCCCAAGUGAACCCAAGGACAGGGAUGCAUCUGAUAUAUUCUCCGCCCACUAUGACGAGGGAAGGAUUACGCGGCUUAUGGAACGGACACCUCUGUCGACGAAACUGAUCAGCACGGCCCAGCAGUACCUGGCUUUAGAGAGGCAAGCAGGCGUCCAGUUCUUCACUGAAGCUGAAUACAUACGGGUUCAACCAGAAGGGGACAGUGAGCUCGCAGACCGGAGGAGCGUGGCGAAAGAACUCAACGUAACAAUGGAAGAGCUAAACAUGUCGGAAGCACGAAGAAGAUUUCCCCAAAUAGACUUUAAGCCUGGAGACAUUACUUUGGCAGUCACAAAAGACUGUGGGUAUAUAAACCCGAGAAAAUUCAUACAAGCUCAGCAAAUAGUAGCAAAACAAAAUGGCUGCGUCAUCGUUGAUGAUAUCGUGAAUUCGGUUAAGCCAUCUAUUAGGGGUGACCUUCAACAGGUCAUCACAGCUCAAGGUCGUUUGUAUUUUGGUAGACGGGUAUUGCUGGCCACUGGUGCGUUCACUGAGUGUAGGAGUCUGCUGCCAGUGAAUUUAUUGCCAAAAGUAUUUAAUUCAAAACAAAGCUAUGUACUGAUAGAGAUCUCGGAAGAUGAUUACACCAAGUCAUUCACGACGAUGCCAAAUAUUGGAAUAUACCGUAACUACCAAGGCACUGAUUCCUACUUCUACAUUAUGCGCCCUAUACGAUACCCAGACGGCAAACUCUACUUCAAGAUCGGUCACGGUGAGGAGGCACCUUCCGAAGCAUCAAGCCCGCAGGAGAUACGGGAUUGGUUCAAGUGUAGGGGGAGCCCCGAGAUGGCCGGGCAUUUAAUCAAAGGUUUCCAUGACAUACUGCCAGGUGUAUCAGCUUUAAGCUAUGCGGUAGACAGCUGCGUGACCACAAAAACAACAACAAGCUAUCCCUACAUCGACAUGGUCCAGUCGAAUGUGGGAGUGGCUUUAGGUGGGUGUGGGCAGGGUGCAAAGAUUUCGGACACGGUGGGCCUUAUAGCGGCAAGAAUGAUAUUGAAAGGAGCAUGGGACCAUGAUUUUCCACACGAACCAUUUCAGUGUAGGACAAAAACGGUUGGAAAGAGAGUUAUAUCUAAAUUAUAGAGGUCGCUACUUACAAAUGGACUAAGCUCUGAUGUACCAGACUCCAAUGGGAGGUACUUUAUGAUUAUAGUAUGCUAAAUUGUCAUUUAUUCUGAGUGAAAAACAAAGUAUUUGGCAUGUUUUUUUGGGAAAAUGGAAUUGGACUGUCAAGCCGGGGUAACAUCAUCCUCUUGCAAACAGGGCCUACAACGCAUGAGGGAGUAAGUAUCUAUCGAGUGAAAUGGCCUGAUAUUGUCAGGAUGGGGUAACAAUCUGUGGUUCCUCAUAUUUCCGUGUUUCCAUACAACAGGCAACUAGGGAGAGACUAUUUAUUUUCAGUAGGUUACGUAGAAAGAGAAAAGCCAUGUCAUUCAAUAUUUCAGCAUUCCAAAAAGGUGAGGAAAAGACUCAAAAACGGAAACAAUGAAAUAUGCUAC